GGACAGAGCUCUUCCACGCGGACUGUGGAGGCAUGGAAAAAUCCGAGCCAUCGGGUUCUGAAAAUGUCUCAUGAAGCAUCCGCAGAAUUCAUCUCAGGCCAUCCAUGCUCACUUUUAGAUCAGCUAAAGGGUGUGCCAGAUUAGCAAAUACAAUUGCAAAAAUCGGAGUCCUGGAGACAAGAGGAGCACUUCCCUACUAUGGAUUAUGACCCUUAUGUUGCAGAAUCUACACCGUCCUGACAUCUGAUUGCAGCAAAAGGCCAGACUACCCAGGAGCAUACACUGAUGUUCAGCUUCAGGAGCUGCCUGUAUUCGAAGGUGGUCAGUAAACAACCUCGCAUCUGGGUCCCACUUCAUGGCUCUACAGAGCCAAGCCUCAAAGAUGCUGAACGAGGGAGUAACAGAUGUCUACUCUCCCCCUCUCUCUCUCUUCCUCCCCCUCUCUCUGUCUCUCUCACACACACAUGCACAUACACACAUGCACACAUACACACAUCAAAGAUCCAUAGUACUGAAACAUUUGACAAUAUUCAGCAUCCAUGUCCUGACGUCUGGAGAAGCCAGUUUCCUUUGGUGAUGAACAGCAAUGUGGAAGAGUUUGUAAUUCCACCACAAUUGGACGGGACAGGACCCUCUGAGGAGAUGGAGGAGAAAAGCAACACUCUUGGUCCUCGUCAACUUAAAAUAGAGCUUCCUCUUAUUUCGAGGUACUUUCCAUUGACAGGGCAAUCUAGGGGAUCCCCUAAGUGCAUCAGUACUUCCACCUCUUCAAGAUUCUACCACCUCCCACUAUACGCUUCGGACCAAAUCUUUAACACAAGAGCUUACGCUACUGAGAAACUUGACAUAAAACAUAUUGUUCACACCGAGCCACCUUUAAUUGCCCUGGUUCAGCAUGGAGCUGGACCCAAGCUAAAGUCCCCCUCGGCUCUGCAGGUUCCCUCACUCUGUAACUGACUACUAUGGACAAAAGAAACUUUCCAGCACUCUCUGCAUCCAGCCAGAGCCUGGUGGAUACAGAAGCUUGUUAGUAAACCUCUGACACUCUC
This is a messenger RNA of Mastomys coucha (southern multimammate mouse), 1049 nucleotides long. RefSeq lists its product as uncharacterized. Lineage: Eukaryota; Metazoa; Chordata; Mammalia; Rodentia; Muridae. The coding region runs from base 286 to 957 and encodes 223 amino acids. The transcript is spliced from 4 exons. The record is from RefSeq and is a predicted model, not a curated record.